Molecule: messenger RNA, 297 nt
Organism: Plasmopara halstedii
Lineage: Eukaryota; Oomycota; Peronosporomycetes; Peronosporales; Peronosporaceae
Product: c-myc-binding
Exons: 3
Coding region: 1-297 (98 amino acids)
Biological process (GO): regulation of DNA-templated transcription
Cellular component (GO): nucleus
Molecular function (GO): transcription coactivator activity
Source: RefSeq, a predicted model, not a curated record
AUGAGCACCGCCACAUAUCAGACGCCUGACUCGAAAAAGGAAGAAUUUCGGAAGUAUUUGGAGAAGAGCGGCGUUGUGGAUGCACUUACUAAAGUAUUAGUGGGUCUAUAUGAAGAAUCGGAUAAGCCACCAAAUGCUGUGGACUACGUCAAGCGCUUCAUGGGUGCCCCAACAGGCAUCGACGUCGACGCGUUGCGAGCCGAAAACGAAGAGCUCAAGAAGAAAAAUGCAGAGCUUAUUCAGACGAUUGAGGAGCUAAACAAACGCCUUACAACGGAAGAAGAGGAGGAAUCCUAA